CACGUCUUUGAAUUUAGUAGAUUCUUAUAAAAUUAUCGACAUUGAAGAUUGGACGUGUGAUAAGUUAGUAGAACAUUAUCGUGAGAAAUCAGAAAAAAAGAAUUGGUGCUAUAUAUUAGAUAAUAUUAAAAAAGAUCUAACAAAUGUGGCGAAUUCGAAGUCUGAAUUUGACGAGAAACAGAGGAACAUGGCACAGAAAAUUCUCGACCACUGGAAGUUCUCCAUUUCAAGCGCAAGCUGGGAACUCAUAGUUCCAGAGGCGGACCUAGCCCACAGCUAUGAAACUCUUAGUUCGACGCUUGAGCGCAAGCUACAGAAUUUCUGUUUCAUAUUUUGUUCACAAUCUUUGGAAGUUCAUUUAGGUUUUAUAGAAACAAUAGAAAAAAUGGGUAAUGUAGAUCAAAUUAUAAAUAGAUCACGUCAAGAACCAACAAUUCAACAUGUGUAUGAUUUACCGACAUUAACUAUUCAAGAUUUUACAUCUUUCCCAACUCCAUAG
This is a messenger RNA of Dentiscutata erythropus, 499 nucleotides long. NCBI's taxonomy places the organism in Eukaryota, Fungi, Glomeromycota, Glomeromycetes, Diversisporales, Gigasporaceae. The record is from the annotation of a GenBank genome assembly.